AUGAAGAUGCUGAAGAAGAACAAGAAGAAGCAGAUGAGAAGGAAGAUACUGAAGGUUCUGGAGAAGGAAAUGGUGACAGAGAAGGAAAUGGAGACGGAGAAGGAAAGGAUAAUGAGAAUGAAGGGUUUGAAUGAAAAUGUGGCAAUCGAGGCAACCAAACCAACCAGCAUGUUCUUCAAGCCAACCGAGUACAAAAAAAAAAUAAAGCUAGGGACAAGGUGUAUGAUAGCUAGCGCGAUUAAGACGCUAAAAAAUCUGAAACCCAAGCUGUCUAACGCGGAGAUGAGCUGGUUCACAGAGCAUCCUCAAUUCAGACACAUUUUCCACAUGAAGAUAGAGACUAACCACAGGGUUCAGGGAAUGUGGAUGUUGUUGUUGCGUACUGCUGGUAUCGAGAAGCUGAGAGAAGUGUGGUUCAUUGUGAAUGGGAUUCCAAUCCGUUACGGGCUGAGGGAACAUGGUUUGAUAUCUGGGCUAUUCUGCCAGAACUAUCCUCUCGGCUACAAAGAGCUUGGUGGGACGAGGUUCGUUGAUCGUCAUUUCAAGGAAGGAGAACCGAGAAGGUUAGAGGAUGUUAAGAAGAAGCUGGUGAACAUGGGACCCCACAAAGACAGACUGAAGAUGGCGGUUCUAUUCUUCUUAGCUUCAGUUGUUUGUGCGCAAACGAAGGUUGGACACAAGGCUAAUGAUGUAUUGGAGGUGUUCCAGAGAGCAGUGGAUGAUCUUGAGUACUGCAAGUCCUUUCCGUGGGGGAGAUUUUCCUAUGAUUACAUGCUGAAGGAGAUCUCUCACACAAUGAAGCAUUAUGGCCGCUACCAGCUUCUUGCAUUCGAGGCAAUUCCGAAGCUAGGAAUAGCGUUCAGAGAGACUGUGGUUGGAGCUGGUCGCGACUGUCUGAGGAUGUGCAAGUCCUACUUUAAACGAAAUGGAAUGACAGGGGUGUCACUUUCUGUGAUAAACAAGGAACUGGGUAACACAACUAUAAGUCUUCCUGUGAACUGUGGUAGAACUAGGGAUAUUGACAGCAUCAUCCCCACCAAAACUUCACGAGAAGAUAGCCUUUUGGAUGAGAUUAUGGAAGAUGAAGACGAUGUUGAUCAAUCUGAUAUAGCUGUGGACAGUUGGGAGAAGUGUCUGGAUGCAGGGCAGAAAGUUUUUUUUAAAGACAUGUUCGACGAAGAUGUAGCUGGACGUGAAAAACAGCCAGAACCAAUUGAAGAUGCAACAGGGGAUGGAGUACAGGUAGGUGAGCAGUCUAUUCAGCUGGGAGAUGUUAUGAAUGUGCUGAAAAAAACAAUGAAACUGAUGAGGAAAAUUGACAAGAAAGUUGACCAGCUGGAUGGGAGAUUGACCCCGCUUGAGAAGUUUGUCAAGGAAGCACAAGGCAAAGUAGUAGAGGUUGAAGAAGCAGAAUCACAAGGAAAAGGCAAAAGAAAGAAAACCCAGAAGUCUAUGGGGAAAGGCAAAAAACAGAAAACCAAGUGA
Brassica napus (rape) is the source of this 1485-nucleotide messenger RNA. RefSeq lists its product as uncharacterized. The coding region runs from base 1 to 1485 and encodes 494 amino acids. Lineage: Eukaryota; Viridiplantae; Streptophyta; Magnoliopsida; Brassicales; Brassicaceae. The transcript has 4 exons. The record is from RefSeq and is a predicted model, not a curated record.